Molecule: messenger RNA, 651 nt
Organism: Harmonia axyridis
Lineage: Eukaryota; Metazoa; Arthropoda; Insecta; Coleoptera; Coccinellidae
Exons: 1
Coding region: 97-507 (136 amino acids)
Source: RefSeq, a predicted model, not a curated record
UUUCAUCCUUACAUACUCAAUGUCAUUCUUCCAGUCACUUCAUUAUAUGUCGAAUUUUUCUUAGUUUUUUCGAUCCACUGCAACAACCAGAUUGUUAUGACUGAGGGUAUCAACUACACUAGUAUCCUAAGAACCGACUUCAAAGACCCUCCCAACCUAAUAACCAACCAAAAACACCUCUUGGCCAGUGGCAAAACUUCUGUCUACGAGAUCUUGAGAGAGCUAGACGUCUACUAUGGUAUGGCUGAUGGUUUUUCAUACAGAUCCAAUGGAAGACUUGCAUCCACCAAGUUCAAGCACAAGCGCAAGUCAGUAGGACCAACUGAUUAUUUCAUUUAUCCUGCUACUGUCAACAUGGACUACGGGUUUUGGACAGCUGACCCUGUGCUUAAAGAUGACAAAUGGUACGUUCCAAGGUCACAGUUUAGAAUUGAAGAGAGCGUACUGACGCACUAUCUGAAUAAGUGUUUGGCAACAGAUAGAUUCUUCAAACUGAGAUCAGGUUGAGCAAGAAAAUUGGCGGCGAAUGAGGGAAUUAUUUAUACGUACUUUUAAUUAUGUUAAGGUUUAUUUGAUUUUUACCUUGGAAGCUUUAUGUUGAUCAUAGAGUUUAUGUUAUACAUUUUUUUGAAUAUACAACAAGAGUAUAUA